Molecule: messenger RNA, 1699 nt
Organism: Anolis sagrei ordinatus
Lineage: Eukaryota; Metazoa; Chordata; Lepidosauria; Squamata; Anolidae
Source: RefSeq, a predicted model, not a curated record
GCUUAGAGUGUAUUGCACCCUGGCUAUAAAACAAAGGAGCUCACUGACAUCUUUCCAUUAAUCAUUGGAACAUGGGCCAGCACCUCUUUCCAUUCUUGCUCCUUCUGGCAACGCUGGUUUCCAGCAAUUAUGCUGAGAAACAAGAAGAGUGGAUGGCGUGCUUUCGUGAUCCUGACUACGAGGAGCUGCUAAAUAUCGCCAGGAAUGGUCUCAACAAGACCUCCAAACCAAAGACGGUUGUGAUUGUUGGUGCGGGAAUCAGUGGACUCACUGCUGCCAAAUUACUGAAAGAUGCUGGACAUCAGGUUCAUAUUCUGGAAGCCAGUGACCGUGUGGGUGGUCGGAUAAAGACCCAUCGUGAGAAGGAUUGGUAUGUGGAUGUGGGACCUAUGCGUCUGCCCAAGCACCACAAAAUUGUUCGCGAAUACCUGAAGCAAUUCAACCUUGCUUUAAACCCGUUUGUUCAGAAUAAUGACAAUGCAUGGUAUUUAUUUAGAAACAGAAGGGAAAAGGUGGCAGCGGUGAAAGCAAAUAGUAACCUCUUUGGAUAUGAACUGGAUCCCAAAGAGAAAGGAAAGUCGCCUGAUCAACUUUAUUUGGGAACGUUGGAUAGGGUAACAAAAGAUUGCACGGUUUUGAGGGCAAAGUAUGAUUCUUACUCUGCCAAGGAAUACUUAAUCAAAGAAGGAAAUCUGAGCAGAGGAGCCGUGGAUAUGAUCGGUACACUCUCAAAUCAAGAGGCUUCAUUCUAUCUUUCGUUUUUUAACUCUGUAUUCAGUCAUGUGACUUUUUCAGAUGAUAACAGUUUGGAUGAAAUCACAGGUGGGUUUGACAAGUUCCCCAAUGCCUUCCUCCAAAAGCUGCCUGGAAUAAUUCGCCUCAACAACAAAGUAGAGAAGAUUGUCCACUCGGGACGGAAAGCCACUGUGUUUUUCCGCAAGAAGGGCAAAAGUGCCUUGUCUUGGCUGACCGCUGACUUCGUCCUUGUCACAGCUACGACCAAAGCCACUCGACUCAUUGAAUUCCAGCCUCCUCUUUCUAACACAAAAGCCCAUGGCCUUCGUUCCUUCCAUUAUGCAAGUGCCACUAAAAUUGGCUUGGCUUGCACAGACAGAUUUUGGGAGAGAGACGGGAUUCGAGGUGGAAGGUCAAUGACCGAUCGGCCAUCCCGAGCUAUCUACUAUCCAAGCCACAAUUUCACCAACGGCCUUGGGGUCGUCCUGGCUUCUUAUACCACCCGGGAGGAUUCGAAUUUCUUUCUUGCCCUCAGUGAGGAAAAGUGUGUUGAUGUGGUGCUGGAUGACCUAUCACAAUUGCACAGUAUCUCCAAAGACUAUCUCAGAUCUGUUUGCAACAAACAUGUGGUUCAGAGAUGGAGCCUGGACGAAUUCUCAAUGGGGGCAUUUGCUGCUCCGGCUCCCUAUGAGUUCAGUCAUUUUUUCAAGGCAUUGGUCCAGAAUGAAGGGAGGGUUUACUUUGCAGGAGAACAUUUAGCUCAUCCCCAUGCUUGGAUUGAGAGUGGUAUGAAAUCCGCAAUAAGAGCAGCAAGUGCCAUUAAUCUCAGGGCUGCUAAGCCUGCCUUGUAGAAGCUGGAAAUAUGAGCCCAUGUCACACCUAUCCAUUAAAAAAAUGUCAGAAUGGAUAGACUUCCCCCACUUUUAAAGUACUGGGCGUUUGUGCCAGUGGUUAUGAAAGAGAA